This is a messenger RNA of Glycine soja, 720 nucleotides long. Its product is annotated as AT-hook motif nuclear-localized protein 19-like. NCBI's taxonomy places the organism in Eukaryota, Viridiplantae, Streptophyta, Magnoliopsida, Fabales, Fabaceae. The transcript has a single exon. Gene Ontology annotation, molecular function: DNA-binding transcription factor activity; minor groove of adenine-thymine-rich DNA binding. Bases 1 to 720 code for a protein of 239 amino acids. The record is from RefSeq and is a predicted model, not a curated record. Gene Ontology annotation, cellular component: nucleus.
AUGACCAACAAUUCCAUGGCAAUCUCAACCUCUCAGAACUCCGUCUCCUUCGACUUAGACUUGACAUCCUCUUGGCUCAACCACACUAGCUCCUCCUCCCAGUGCCCUCGUUGUCCACCAUCACCAGCUACAAACCAACCACUAGAGAAUCUCCCUCUUACAAACCCACCCACCAAGAAGCCACAUGGCAGGCCCGCAGGCUCCAAGAACAAGCCCAAGAUCACCCCCUUCCUGGUGGCCCAACCUGUGGAACCCUGCAUGAAGGUCAUCAUUGUCAAUGUGACCCCGAGCAGCGAUAUCAUUGAGUCCAUUCUUGAUGUUGCUCAUCGAGGCCAUGUUAGCCUCACUGUCCUUAGUGCCUCUGGAACGAUCACCGGAGUAACCCUCAACAACUCUUCGCAUGGUGUUGAUGCCCUCACACUUCGCGGGCCCUUCACCUUGCUCUCCCUCAAUGGCUCAUACUUAUACAACAACCACUACGCCCUUCACCCUGGAGCCACCCCUGCCCCUCCCUUAUCAUUUGGGAUCAGCUUUUCCACCUCUCAAGGGCAAGUCUUUGGCGGUGCCAUUGGUGGUAGAGUCAUUGCCGAUAAUGAUGUCAGCCUUACAAUUUGCACCUUCAAGAACCCUGUGAUGUACAAGUAUGCUUCUAGAGACAAAGAAAGGGACAGGGGUGACAAUGAUAACAACAACAAUUAUAACAAUAACUAUAGCUUUUAA